This is a messenger RNA of Colius striatus (speckled mousebird), 916 nucleotides long. RefSeq names its product HLA class II histocompatibility antigen, DM beta chain. Gene Ontology annotation, cellular component: membrane; MHC class II protein complex. NCBI's taxonomy places the organism in Eukaryota, Metazoa, Chordata, Aves, Coliiformes, Coliidae. Gene Ontology annotation, molecular function: MHC class II protein complex binding. The coding region runs from base 48 to 818 and encodes 256 amino acids. The transcript has 6 exons. Gene Ontology annotation, biological process: antigen processing and presentation of exogenous peptide antigen via MHC class II; positive regulation of T cell activation; immunoglobulin production involved in immunoglobulin-mediated immune response. The record is from RefSeq and is a predicted model, not a curated record.
UGGGGGGCUGGCAGAGAGCGGCGGGACACCCCCGGGGCCACCCCACCAUGGUGCUGCUGCUGCUGCUGGCGCUGGGCGCCCGGGGGGCAGCCGCCUUCAUGGUGCACAUGGGCAGCUCCUGCUCGCUGGCAGCCAAUGGCUCUGCCACCGACUUCGCGUUCAGCCUGGUGUUCAACAAGAAGCCGCUGGUUUGCUACGAGCCCCACGCCCGGCGCUUCGUGGCCUGUGACUAUGGGCUGCUCCAGGCCGUGGCCGCUCAGUUGGCCGCCGGCCUCAACAACGGCAGCGCCUGGAUCCAGCGCGCCCAGAGCCGGCAGCGCGCCUGCGCCCAGCUGGGCACCCGCUUCUGGGCCAGCACCGCGCUCAGGAGCACCUCCCCCCGCGCCCGCAUCGUCCCCUGGCCGUCGGACACCUCCAUCCUCCUCACCUGCCACGUCUGGGGCUUCUACCCACCCGAGCUCACGGUGCUUUGGCUGCACAACGGCGCCGUGCUGGAGCCCGAGGCCCCUUCCUCCGUCUCGGCCGUCCCCAACGGCGACGGCACCUACCAGACGCGGGUGGCCCUGCGGCUCGUGGCCCCGCGGGCCGGCGACACCUUCACGUGCGCCGUGCAGCACCAGAGCCUGGCCCAGCCCCUGCUGGAGGACUGGAGUCCUGGUUUGUCGCCGGGGCUGGCGCUGAAGGUGGCGGCGGCCGCGGUGCUCAUGGCGCUGGGACUCGGCUCGUUCAUCGCCGGCUUCUGCCGCUACCGGGCCAGGCCGGCGGCACCGGGUUACACUCCCCUCCCUGGAGACAACUACCCCGCAGGCAGCACCUGAGGACCCCCAGGAUGGUGCCAUCCCAGCCCCGAUGGUUGCCCACAGCGUCACCCCGGCGGUGCCGCGGAGGCGCCGGCAAUAAAGAUGCUGCAGGGUGG